Messenger RNA from Alternaria conjuncta, 8118 nucleotides. RefSeq lists its product as uncharacterized. The record is from RefSeq and is a predicted model, not a curated record. Lineage: Eukaryota; Fungi; Ascomycota; Dothideomycetes; Pleosporales; Pleosporaceae. Bases 1 to 8118 code for a protein of 2705 amino acids. The transcript is spliced from 5 exons.
AUGCGCCAAUUCGAGAAUGUUUCGAUAUCGCAAUGGGCGAACCCGUAUGCGAGCGGCAGCACCAACACCGGGAAGAACUUCUAUGCUACGGCGACUACACCGAAGCCCCAACAACCCGUCUAUCGUCGAGUAGUCCCACCUACACCAGUAUUCUCAUAUACGCAAGUAGUUGAUGAGAAGAGCAGCAAUGCCGAACAAGCAGAUCCAGAGAAUGUUCCGGCUGCUCCAGCUGCUCCGGAGGAAACUCCAGCAGCAGAGGUCACACCUGAAGAAGCCGCACCACCGGCUACAUCAGAAGCACCUCCGGCAGAAGAGCCAUCAGCAGAAGCAGAAGCAUCUGCGGCAAUAACCCCAGCAGAACCAACACCAGAAGAUCCAUCAACCCAGCCAGCAGAGGCACCAUCAAGUAGUGUUGACGACGUUGUGGCAGCUGAAGUUGUGACCGAGGAUGUCAAAGACGAGCCUCCAGGACCGAGCGAUGCCGCGAAUGUUGACGUACUGCCGCCUCCACCACCACCCCCAGCACCGGUAGAGGCACCACCUGCAGAACCCGAAGCAGCAGCACCUCCAGCACCGUCAGCACCAGAAGUUCUGCCAGUACCUCCCAGUGAGCCUGCACCCCCUAUACCGCCUGCCCCACCAGCGCCACCGGCGGAUGCAACACCGGAGCCAGUAGUCGUAGAGAGUGAGAAAAGUGGUGAGUCCGAGCAGGCCGCUCAAGAGCCUCCGAAAUCCCCAACCGAGAAGUUUGUCCAUUUUGCCUCUGACACCAAAGACCCAGACGCCGCAAGCAUAGGCAAAAAGAAGAAACAGUGGGGGAAUGGUAAAGGCAAGCCCACCGCGUUCAUCCGCCCCAGAAAGCCAUCGACAUCCGUUCCACCUCCUUCGCCACCGAAAGAGGAGAAGAAGAAGGUCUUCGUUCCGAUCGGCAUUAUCAAGAAGGAGCGAAGGGGUUCAUUGCUCUCGGCAUUGGCCAGUGAGAAGGUGAUGACUAGCAAAUCAAGAGGGAAGAAAUCUAGCAGUGAUGGCAGCGGUGACGACAGGUCGACAGUAAUCACCGAUGGAGAUGCCCCCUCUUCAGACGUCUCUGAAAGCGUCAUCAUCGAGGAACCUACCGAAGACGCUUCAGGGUCGAUCGUAAGCGAGACAGUACCGCCCCCGCCGCCACCGACCGAUAAUCCGCCUGCGGUAGAAGAGGCCGCUGUCAACGGGGAUGUGGUGGAGGAACAAGACGAGGCAGUCGCGGACAGUCCCCCGAUCGAGGAGCUAGCUCCCGCCGCUCCCGAGCCAGCAGCUGAAGCCGAGCCAUCACCGGCAGAUGCGUCUGCGGAAUCCGCUGAGCCACCGCAAUCCGACAAUCCUGCUCCUGUCGAAGAAGCUCCAGCUACUGAUGCCACAGCAGAGGAGCCUGCCCCACCCGAUCCAGUCACUGAAGACACUUCUCCACCUCCAGUCGAGCCGACCGCAGAAACAGCUCCAGAAGCCCCUGCCCCAGAAGCGCCCGCAGACGCUCCAGCCGAUGAACCACAGCCAUCGAGCGAAGCGGUACCAGAACAGGAACAAGCUACAACAGAGAGUGCGGAUGCGGUCGAGCCUGAGGCGUCACCACCAGAGGAUGCGAAGCCCGCUGAGGCAGAAGCCUCCGUCGAGGAAACGUCAGCUCCUGUUGAAGAGCCUGUUGCGGAGCAGGAGGAAGCAGCCCCGCCGGCAGCUGAACAGGAACCUGCAGUUGAGGAAGCUGAUCGCUCAGAAGAGCCACCGGCAGCUGUGGAGGAUUCUCCUGCUGUUGAAGAGCCAGUUCCCACUGCUGAAGAGACUCCUGCUGUCGAAGAGGCACCUGUUGUCGAAGAGGCACCCAUCGUCGAAGAGGCACCCGUCGCCGAAGAGGCACCUGUUGUCGAAGAGCCUCCGGCCGAAGAGGUAACUCCUGCCGAAGAGGCAGCUCCUGCUGAAGAGGCAACUGCUGUUGAAGAGGCAACUGCUGUUGAAGAAGCGCCUCCUGUCGGAGAGGCACCUCCUGUUGAGGAACAACCGGCCGUUGUGGGUGCAGAGACACCCACUGCUGAAGAAACCCCAGCUGCUGAAGAGUCACCCGCUGCUGAGGAGAUAUCCGCUACUGAUGAUGCUCCAGCCGUGGAAGACGCAGUUGAUGACGAACUCGCACCCCCUGCUGAAGAGACAGCUGCGCCUGAGGAAGCACCUUCCACCGAAGAGACAGCUAGCGCCUCCCAAGAAGCUCCCGAAGUUGACGCCACGCCCGAGGCGCCCGCCACCGAGGAUACAGCGCCAUCUGAAGACGUCCCAGCCGCCAAAGACACGCUUGUUGGUGAAGAUGCAUCGACUCUCGGGGAUUCUUCUCCUGUCGAAGAAGCAUCAGAGACAGAGGAUAAACCUGUUACCGAGGAGCCCGCCCAAGUUGAGGCUGCACCCGUUGUCGACGAAACGCCCUCUACCGAGGAACCGGCUAUCGUCGAAGACGUCUCUACUGCCGAGGAGCCAGCUCCGCUGGUAGAACCGCCAGUUGAUGAACAAACACCCAUGAUCGAGGAAACCUCAGCUGUCGAGCCUGUUCCUACUGAAGUUGCUGAGGAUGCCGCUGAACCAAAGUCAGAAACAAGCGUUGCUCAAGAAGAACCAUCACCGGAUGAGAAGCAAGACAUCGAAACGUCAAGUCCCGAAGUCGAGGAAGCUCGAGCAUGGACUUCAGCGUCGCCGGCAGACGUCGCUGUCGUGGCUUCAAUACUUGCAGCUGAGGCAAAGGCCAAUGCACCUGAAUCCUCACCUGAUCAAGAUCCUGCUCCGGAAUCUUCUGAUGCUGCGGAAAUUCCGGAGUCUGCGCCAGUUCUAUCUAGCGACACACCGUCAACUGAGAGCGAAGACAAGCCUGAAGUUGCAGAUGCCGAAGCGCCUGCAAGUACUGAGCCGGUCAUGGAUGUAGCUGAGCCAAACGAGGCUAGCGCUGAUACCACCGGUGAGCUCCAACCUGACUCCACAGCGGAAGCCUCAGAAGCAACGGACGCACCCGAACCUGCUCCCGCAGACGAAGCUAUCGUACCAGCCUCCGGCGAAGGCGACAGUGAGCCGACCGCUGCACAAGACGAGACCAAUUCCUCCACCGAGGAGCCAGAAGCUGCGUCGACACCAGAAGAGACAGACACGCAAACGACGGAAGCCACGCCUGAUGUAACACCAGAGGAGCCUACUACAUCGGCACAAGACACUGCUGAUAUGGCACCCAUCGAAGUUGCUACAAUGGAGGUUGAGGCGAGCGACGAAGAACUGCCAACCGCCGACACCAUGCAGGAUAUCUCCGAUUGGGAGCAAGACGAGGACGAUGUUUCUGACAUGGGCAUCUCGGACUGGGAGAAGGACGACGAUGCCUCAUCACAACCCGGUGAGAGCGAGACCAAUCCUUCUGAGCAUCAAGACUUCGAUCAAGAGAGCGUCGCACACGACUCAUCAGAGCCUGUACAUGAGGAUGAGAAGUCACCAGACCAGGACAAGCCCGAGACUGUACAGGUCAUUCAGCCGUCUGACACUGCAACCUUUGCUCCGGUUGCCGAUGACGUCGAUGAAUUUGCCGUCGUCUCAGCCGAUGUCAACGAGGAUGAACCUACCAAGGACGAUAUGUCCGCGGCCGUACCAGCGGUCGUCGAACAGAACGAAACCUCAACCUCUGAAAUAUCGCCAGAACCAUCCGAGCCACAAGAGACUGGCGACUCAGCCGAUGCUUCCGCGGAGGAUCAGACGCCUGAGACACGUAUUGAUGAAGGCACUGAAGAGGCACAGCUUGCAGCUGGCGAUGCACCUGCAGCUCAAGAACCCGCCCCAGAGGUGAGCGCGCCAGCAGCUCCAGAGGAGAGUGCCAUCACCGAUGCGAGCACAGACGCACAAGACGAUGCGAGUGCACACGAAUCGCCAGUCGACGAGUCGGAGCCAGCGGUGAGUAGCGAGGCUGCCAAGGACAGCGAGCAAGUCAUAGUCUCGGCUACACCCGAUGACGUGGAGAAUCCAGAUUCAUGCACAGCUGAGACCGAAGCACCUUUACCCAAACUCGACGACAAUACCGACGAAACAUGCGCAAGCAUCCCAGCUGACGCGACAAGCGAAGUCAGCCCAGACCCUGUCUCGAGAGAGGCUGACGUUGAGACGCCAAUUGAAAACCCCACGGUCGAAGAAAAGCAGACCGAACACGCCGCGGGCGAUCCAGUUGUUCUUCAAGAUAUUUCCGAACAAACCGACCAUGAUGUUGUAGCUGCCAACGUUGCGCUAGCUGAAGCCGAGCCCGACUCUGCACCAGACAUGCCGGCCAAAAAGGUGCCGGAAGUGGUCCAUGAGGACGUUGGGCCCGAUGAGGAGCCACAGCAUUCGGAGGUUUCCAGCGGAGCCAACACGGGACCGGAGCCGGAUGAUGAACCAGUAGAAGAGCAGGGAUCCGAUGCGGGGAGCGACUCUGGGUCCGAGUCCGAAGAUGAUGACUGGUCUGGAUCUGAGGUGUCUGCCGCACCUUCUGCCUCUGAAGUUCCCCAGGCCGACGACGCGCCUGACUCAGCAACCGCUGAAGAUGAAACAACGAAUGCCGAAGAGGCACCGCCGAGUGAUGUCGCUGAUGUCACUGCUGCUGAGCCUGAAGAGCCGGAGGAAGAUCAGUCAAUCCUUAACAACGAUGCCGGUUCCGAUGACGAUGCUGCUUCCGGGCUCUCCUCAAAUUCUCAAGAAGAGCCAGAGAGCUCCAUGGUAGUGGACGAUGCUGCCGAGCCCGACGAGCCAGAAGCCUCCGAGAGUCCGGAGUCGCCUGCCGAAUCGGCCGCCGUCACAGAGGCGCAUCCAGGUCUAUCACUCGAAGUCAAUGUCGCAACCUCUGAGAUCGUCCCGGCUGCAGAGUCUCCAGCAUCAGAGGUCGAAGAUCCGUCUGAUGCUGCGCUCGAAGCAGUCGAGGAGGAGCAAGGGGAUGACGAGAAUGAUGUCAGUGCUAUCACUCAAGAAGAUUCUGCGAACGACGAUUCACUAGUUUCGUCACAAGAUUCUGCUGAGCCUGAAGAGGAGCCCACAGCAGCCACCGAGGUGUCUGAGCCGGCGGAUGCACCCCAACCAGAAGAGGAAGUUGCCCAGGAAGACGAGGGCGACGAUGCUUCUCAAGUCAGCGAAUCUGGCAGCGAGAGCGAGGCUGGAGAGUCCGUUGCACCGCUGGAAGACCCUGCUGAGGCUGAUGACGACGCUGCACCGACUACAGUGGAUGGGGAGGAGCUAGACACCGCCGCACCGCUUACCGAAGAUCCAUCCACCGACGGAGUCGAGAACCCGGCAUCUGAAGUGGGAGAUGCAUCUGUGGCUGAGCAAGAGACGGAAGAGCCUGCUGAACCAGAAUCGCCUGAGUCAGUCGCAGCAGAACCAGAGCCGGAAGCAGAAGCGGAAGCUGUUGAGCAAGACGAGGAUGCAGCUGCAGAUGAACCAGAGGAGCCGCCGGCAGAGGAGGCUGCGGACCCCGAAGAACCGUUGGCGACGCCAGAUGGAGCAGCCGAUGAAGGCCCCGAUGCGGCCCAGGAAGAAGAAUCUGCUGUGGCUGAUGCCGACCCUUCAUUCGUUGAAGAGGCGGAAGAGGUCGAGCCUGCACCACCUGCUGAAGAGUCACCAGAGCCACCUAGUGAGGAUGGCCAAUCAAACGACGGACCUGGAGCUACGGGGGAGGCAGAUGAGCCAUCAGUGGUUGAAGCCAGCGAAGCGAACGACGACGGUGCUGAAGAUGCUCCACCUGCGUCAGAGGCAGCCCCAGAAGAGGAUGCACCGCCUGAAGAGGCUGCCGCGGAGGUAGAAGAAGCGCCUGCUGAGACCGCCGAGUCAGUGGUAGAGGGCGGUGAUGUCGAAGAAGCUGCGGCAGACGAAGCCCCGGGGGAAGCAACGAAUGAAGAAGAGCCGGCAUCGUCGCCUGAUGUCGAGCUCGAGGAAGAACAGGUACAAGCACCAUCGGAAGCCCCUGAGGAGGAACAGCCAGAACCUGAAUCACCAGCUGCUGUCGAAGAGCCCGAGCCCGAGCCGCCGACUGAACGCGUUCCUGAGGAACCGGAAGCACCAGCUGAGGUGACCCCAGAACCAACGCAGGAGCCCGAGGAACCCGCUCCAGUAGCGGCGGAUACAGCCGCUGAAGAGACCCUGGAAGACCAGGAUGUGGAGGAGUCGGUACCAGCCCCAGAAGUGGAGGUUGAAGAGGCCGUAGCCGAGGUGGUCAAUGAAGAGAGUCCCGAACCCCAGCAGGCCGACGACGAUGCACCGGCAGACCGGUCCCUCGACGUUGAUGAAGUUCCAAGCGCACCUUCACCUCUACCAUCUGUGGCUGCUGUUGCUGCUGCUGGGAUUACUGGUGCCGCCGCUGCUGCAUUAGUCGGCCAUACCGUUGAUGACCGCGCGGACAGGGAGCGCGACUUUGCAGUUGAGGACGAGCCGUCAGCCGAUACACCCAGUCGUGAGAAGACCCGCCGCCGACAUUCGCACACCCGUCGUGAAAGCCAGCACCGGCCAAGCCGCAGACGCGAAAGUGGCGCUAGUAUCAUGGAGCGACCAAUAAUGCCAGCCUCUGCCGUUCCUGAUGCGCCAAGAACAAGGCGCCGCGACAGCAUGACAGAGCGCGAAGCGGCCGAGCGCAGAAGGGCCAAAUUGCGCGAGGUUGAGAUAGCCAGUAGUGGAAGCGACAUACAGAAGGCGUACCCGGAUCCGUACCGCUCGCACUACCGAGAACCCAGGGGUGAAGAGAGAUACAGCAAGCGUCGCCCCGUCGAGGAGGUUGACGAAGAAGCCGAUAAACAGAAGCGACGCGAAGCCCGGCGGGCCGAGAGAGCUGAGAAGGAGCGACUUGCUGCCGCAGACGCUGCUCGCUUAAAGGCAGAAGAGGAGGCGAGAAAGCUGGAGCAUCGGGAACGACGCCGAGCAGUGAGACGUGCCGAAGAAGAGCUAAUGAGGGCCAUGGAGGAACGCAAGAAGCUCAAAGAAGAGCAAAAGCUCGCCCAGGAAGAAGAGGAGCGACGCAUUCGACACGAGAAGAGGAGACAAAGACAUGAGGCUGAAAAAGAGGCGAAGCGCCUGGAACAGGAGGCGAUUGAGCAGGCGGCGCGCGAAGAAGAAGAGGCUCGGAAAUUACGGCGUCAGAGGAGGGCGGAGCGGGAAGCAGCCAAAGCAGCUGGCUUGCUGAAACCAAAGGAAGAGCUUGUUGAUCUUUCUCGCGAUGCUGCUCGCCGAGCAGCAGAGGAAGACGACGAUGGCGCUUCACCUCCACCCCCGCUGCCACCAGUAGUCGACGACACCCCUCCUCGUAGUGCGCCGCGCAGGCGUCUGAGUACUCGAGAGACUCCACCGAACGUGAAGCGUGGUAGUCUCUUCGGUGGCAUCUUUGGCCGCUCAAAGCCCGAAGCGACGCCACCGUCUGCGAAACCGUCGAGAUCGUCUCGUGCCCGCGCCAACACGCUAGAAGCUACACCUGUCAAGUCUUCGCGAAGAGAACCGGAGAUUGAACGACCUUCGAGCCGAGACAUGUCAUCAGAUCAGAGCCGAGAGCGCCCAGAUCGUAUGCACCGCAGUCGGCGUGUUUCACAUAGUCAACGUCGCUUCGCUUCUGCUGAGGAAGAGGCCGAUUACUACAGGUGGAAAGAGGAGCGACGCUUCAUGCGUCGUCCUGAACACGAAAUCUCUGGUGGACGGGACGGAGGAGUUUCUCUUCCACCACCGCCUCCGCCGCCUGAGGAUCUCCCGCCGCCGCCACCAGAGCCUUUCGAAUACGAGCCAGAACCGAAACCCAUCGAGACGAUCGAAUCACCGGUAAUCGAGGACGCAGCUGCGGUUGUCGGUGAGAUCUCCAUCUCAGACGAGGAGAGACGCGAGCGUCGUCGAAGCAGGCGUAUGUCCAAACCGGAAGAACGCCCCAAGACACGCCGUAUCUCCGUUGUUGAGAAAGAACGGCCAUCUGGUGGUCGUCGAGUAGAGUCGGAUCGACCCCGCGCUCGAGACCAUGGUGAAGACCGUCCCAGGCCCAGGCGUGGCGAGACCGACCGACGCGACAGGAGGAAGAAGAAGGAAGAGUCCAGUGGUCUCAAAGGACUCUUCGGAGGGUUGAAGAGGCGAAUCACUUGA